AUGGCCGGCCUGAGAUGGAGAGAGUGGUGGAACACGAUGGCGUUCCCCACACGGAAGAUCUGGAACCGUUUCUCCGUUCGCGUCGGAUUCCGUCACAGUGGACUCUUGAGGUUACAAAACGACGUGAACUCUUGCGAGUACGAAGACAUACACAUCAUGUGGAACCUCUUGCACAAGAACGAAGAUCCGACACCGACACGUGGCGGUGGCGGAGGCGCACGCAUCCGACAACGAAUCCAACAAAGGAAGAAAGCUUGUUGGAAUCUCUUCGGUUCAUAUCUUUGCCAGAGAUUCUGA
Microthlaspi erraticum is the source of this 297-nucleotide messenger RNA. NCBI's taxonomy places the organism in Eukaryota, Viridiplantae, Streptophyta, Magnoliopsida, Brassicales, Brassicaceae. The record is from the annotation of a GenBank genome assembly.